CCCUAGGACUCUGGCCGCAAGUCACCACGAACAAACGUAAGACCUAGUCAUCUACCAAGGACUCUCCUCCGUGAGACAAGCUCAGUCUACCCAAAAGAACGCUCAGGUCGAAUCUCGCCAUCUGAUGCCAUUACGACGACAAGGUUCGGUCGAUUGUCUUUGGAGCACGCUCAGGAAGACCUCACUACGGUCCAUGGCAUCCGGCUGAGUCCUGUAUCGAGAAAGCGACCAGCGACCUCAGAGGUCUGUGCUACAGACGCGAAGGCAAUGUGUGCCAAUGGUCAUGACAAAGCUCUUGCGUUGAGAACACCAUGUGUGGCUUCUACAUACAUCAAGAAAAUUGUUGAAGACAGCACAGUAUGCCCUCCACUAAAGUGUGGAGCAUCAAUCAGUGCUGCGGGAAGAGAAAAGCUAUUCCUUGAUACUUACGAUCCACAAACGCCAGAAGAGUUCACAGAGGGGCUGAAGCGUCGUCGUCGUCCUACCGAGACCUUGUACCUCGACAUCGCUCAAUCCAUACCUGGCUUGAACACAUCCAGAUCUUUGAGGCAGACCGACUACAUGUCUCAAAACGAAUUCACAGCAGAAAUCAAGGGUAUCUAUGCCGCGCUGGUCAUGGUUGAGGCGAAGUGCAUCAAGCUGGAUAGCGCGCUUAUGACAUCGAGCGAGAAUCUUUCCUUUGAUCAGUGGCAAGCACUCUUUGCAGUGCAUAGGACUCUACUGCACGAGCAUCUUGAUUUCUUAUCUGCAUCACAGCAUCCGUCGACCAGUUCUUCGCUACGAAAAUUGGCCACCAAGUACUCUAUGCCAGCCCGAAUGUGGAAACACGGUAUCCAUUCAUUUCUGGAGGUGCUGCGUCGUCGUUUGCCGGAGUCGCUUGAUUGCAUGCUACAGUUCAUAUAUUUGGCAUACCAAACAGUCGCGCUUCUCUACGAGACGGUCCCGUCUUUCAAGGAUACCUGGAUUGAGUGUCUUGGAGAUCUGGCACGUUAUAGGAUGGCGGUCGAAGAGAUAGAUAUGAGAGAUCGUGAAAUAUGGGGCGGAGUAGCUCGAGAUUGGUACUCAAAGACAUCAAACAGGAAUCCAGAUGUAGGGCGACUGUACCAUCACUUGGGCAUCCUGGCACGUCCUGAUGCAGUUCAGCAAGCAUAUUACUAUUGUCGGGCGUUGACUUGUGUUCAGCCAUUCGGAUCUGCCGUCGAGUCUCUGUCAUCCUUGCUCUCGGCUCUAUCAAAGGUCGACCCAGAGCGAGCGGUAAUACCUUACGUGGACGGAACAGACGCGAUGUUCCUCUGUCUGCAUUCAAGGCUGAUGGCUUGCGAGUCUCGGGGUUGUGCGGGUCAGCUUCAGGUUGUCGUCCCUUCUUACUGCCACCGGCUUGAUGGACAAAUUCGUCGUCAGGCGCUUAAAUGGAAAGAUCACGGCGUCUUCAUUGCCGUAACUAACAUAUCAGCGUGUUUUGGCUAUGGUUACUUGGACAGUGAUUUAUCAAAAGUUUACAGAAAAGGGACAACGGUCCCUAGUAUUUCCGGAUCUAGUCCCGCGCUGGACGACUCCCUCUACCUUCUAUCCAGCACGUUCGCUCUGGUACUAACUCGCGAGAGCGACUUCAACGUCCUCCCACAUGUACAUACAAUAUUGGUCUUUCUCUGGAGCAUCUGCAAUCUGGUUGCCGCGCCGGCCGCACUAAUCACAAAAGUUUUGGAAUUUAUCCCCUGGGGAAGAAUCGUCGACUAUCUCAACAGCUUCAUCAGGAUCGAGCCUAUCGAAGACCGAGUGGCAGACCAGGGCCGACGAGGAAGCUUCCUGCAAGGUGCAGUAAAGCCGUUGCCAGAAGACUAUCUUCUACGCGGCUUGAUCUGGUGCCGAGGGUACUUCAAGUCUGGUUGGUUUGACGAGAAACACGACGAGGAAGGUCGUCUUCUCGAGCUUCCGACCACCAACAAGGUGAGAAUUGAUAGAGUCAUGCGGCUGAGCAUAUGCUUGUCACAGGUAAGUUGAAUCGAGCUUGGCGCAUGGUUCGCAUUAGGCUGAUUGUGGCCAUAUAGAAAGGGAAGUUCAUGUCAUUUGAUCAUUCC
Molecule: messenger RNA, 2078 nt
Organism: Aureobasidium subglaciale EXF-2481
Lineage: Eukaryota; Fungi; Ascomycota; Dothideomycetes; Dothideales; Saccotheciaceae
Exons: 3
Coding region: 268-2001 (577 amino acids)
Biological process (GO): nuclear-transcribed mRNA catabolic process, nonsense-mediated decay
Cellular component (GO): telomerase holoenzyme complex
Molecular function (GO): protein binding; telomerase RNA binding; telomeric repeat DNA binding
Source: RefSeq, a predicted model, not a curated record